AUGUCUGUCUAUGAACCGGACGGGGUACGCAAACUGCUAUCAAUGCUGGAGCCAAAAGACACACAGAAAAAAUUCGAGGCAAACUGGAAAGAUGCGGUGAAAAAACGUGUUGGGUCGUGGACAGGACAUACCGAGCGCAUGACCCAUCCAAGACCCAGGCGCCAGUGUGAAUGGGAAGCUGAAGUCAUCGAGUACAUCAACUAUAUCUCAGAGAAGACACGAAUACGAUCAGCGAAAUCACUCAUGCGACCAUGCCUGGACAGCAGGAUUCCAAUACUUGGCCCUCACUUUUUGCCACCAUCCUAUCUCCAUGCCCGAAAGCGCAAUCAGUCCGAGCCUCCAGUUAACCCAGAGGUCUUGUACUUGAAGCCUCUUCGCGUUGUACAUCCAUUCUACCACCCCGAGCUUGCAAGAUGUCCGCGGUGCAAUUGUACAGAUGGUGUUUCGUGGGACGGGUGGACUGGGACCGGUCCUCGAGAUGUCCAUGGAUUAAUGCUUGAUGAGGCAGCGAUAGGCAUGCAGCUCCGCUGCGAGACUUGCAAAAAUGAUCCGUCAAGCAAGAAGGGUCUAGAAAGCGAGUGUGAGCGUGACAACAGGAAGAUGAUCAAAGGACACUGCUUCGCAACAACAAGCCAAGACUUCUGGCGCAAUUGGUCCCACUGGUCCAUUCCAGCCGACGUACCAAUAUUUUUCUACAGAUGUGCUGUUACUCGCGAGUUGUUUGAUCUAGUUAUUGAGUUACGCCCAUCAUCUACAGCGGGAACUCUCACUGAAAACAUCCGACAACUUCAUUUGCUUGAGUACCACAGGCGGAAGCUGGAUUACCUUCAAGCUUGGAAAUCACGUCGAACGACACGACAUGGGAUGGAUUUCUUCAGCCCAAAUCCACUUCGGGCGUUCUCGGGUCCUUACGACGUAAAAGAGUACAAUGCGAGGCCGAUCUCGCAUGACAUGGUCAGCGAGAUCUUCCAGGAGUUUGUGUCGGCAACGCGGGAAAGGGAGUCUGAGGAAUAUCUUCGCACACUCUCUGGCAUAAGUAUUUCGUUCGAUAACACAUUCCGUGCCGCCACGAAAGCAAUCAUAACCAGCCGAGAGAAACAGAAGUUGAAGGUCCUGAAGGGGGGGAUCAUAAGUCUGAUGAAUGAGAAUGGUGAGAUUGUGGGCUGGCGCUUCUGUCAUGGCCAGUCAAAUGCCGAGAUAAGCGAGCUUCUCGAAGGCCUCAAGACACGAUGCGAGGCCCUUGGUGUCCCUCCGCCCGAAGUAUUUGUCGCCGACAACUGCUGCCAUGUGCGCAGCGCUGUGGAUAUUGUUUUUCCUGAUGCUACAAUGAAACUGGAUCUAAUCCUAAAAGCAAGAUAUGCGACUGUGAUCCUUAAUCCCUCCAAGAAUCCCCACAGGAAGGAAGUAGUCGCGGAGAUUUCUGCCUGUAUCCUGAAGAAACAUGCUGAGGGUGGGAAUCCCGCAAAGUACUGGGAACGAAACGAGCAGGAGACGAGACUCACCUCGACGUUUGAGAAAUGGGCAUGCGAAGGUACAGUUUGGUCAGCGGGGGCACGCAGAGUUCAUGAGGAACAGCUCAAACACGUACGGAAAGGCUGCCUCGAACGUCAGCGGCAGGACAUACGAACAGAUGGAAGCCGUGUGGAGGGGUCCCACAAAGGCUGGAACUCCCUCCAGCGUGCGCACACCAGCGGAAUCGUGACCUUCACAGGCCUUUGCCACGACUUCGUUCUUCGACGAAAUGUUCGUGUUGCCUUUUCGAGGGCAAGCAAAUCGGACUUUAUCACAUCAACUCACGGUUCUCAUCACAUUCACCUCGUCGACAGGAUCGCGAAGCAAUUCAACAACCUCCGACUCAAAGAGAAGACCACUAGCACAUGCUGCCUACCAGAGCUCCAAGAUGUCCCAUCGAACGAGCACUUUGGGCUUGUUGAAUCAAGCUUCGCCUCCACAUUUGGUGGGCUACUGGACAUCAAGGCCGAAGACACACCUGUCGAUCUCAACAUGUCUGGAAACAAGAUGCUUGAGGCGCUCAGCGAUGACGGUGAUGCCGUAGACCUCGUCCUGCGGUCGCACCACACCCUGGCAGGGGUAUUAAUACACCCCUGGCCACUGUAGAAGGGUAUGUAUCCAUACUCACCAGCUAUUUACAACGCCUCCCUGUAUGCAUACACACCUUGGGAGCCUUUCCUUGUAUGCAUACACACCUUGGGAGCUAUAGUGUGCUUCUUCGGACAGUUCUAAUAGGUAUAUAUUGACCAAAUAAGUAGUAUAACAAUGAUAGUAAUCUUAGAUCCCUUCCCCGCACUGCUAUUUUUAUGUGCCAACCCCGGACCAUCAAAUUCACUAGGUGCCUUCUGAAUCCCUCCUUCUAUGAUUUGAAUCAAAUCAGUUCGAAGUUCGAACCACUGCAUACUCCCGCUCGCGACAUAUCCCAAAUAGGCAUAAUAAAGAGAGAGAUGGCAAAAAUAUCAUAGCGGGUGUAGGCGUGCGGUUAGUGUGGU
Molecule: messenger RNA, 2504 nt
Organism: Suillus clintonianus
Lineage: Eukaryota; Fungi; Basidiomycota; Agaricomycetes; Boletales; Suillaceae
Exons: 8
Coding region: 1-2118 (705 amino acids)
Source: RefSeq, a predicted model, not a curated record